AUUCUGCGCUAUUUCAUACCACGUGUGCCGUGUGUUGGUCAAUAUGUGUAAAUUUUUCUCCUAGACUCUCAGAGAAGCGUGUAUUUUACGUAUUCUCAAGUAAUCGGAGAGAUAUAUUUAACUAUCGUACAACAGUACGAUUAAGAUUUUCUGGAAUUGUCAGGUAAAUAGAUACAUUUAAUCCUUAGUUUUUGAAAGGCCACCAUCUUUGCUCUUUUUUGGUUAUAAUUGAAUAUAUACAACUGCUUAUCGACAACGCAUACAUAAUGUAAUAUUUCAUUAACUAUUUUUCAGUAAGAAUAUGUCGAUUAGGAAUUGUUUGGUUAUAUCCGUUCCCGUGUGUGCAGUGAUCGUAGCAUUAAUUUGGUUUCGUAGAAAAAAAUUCAAAGAAAAGAAUAACUCUAAUAAAGACAAGGCUAUAAUGUCAAACUCUGAAGAAAAGAAAUUAACUGACAGCGAAAAACCGUUAAAAGAGGGAGUUAAACCCGAAGAUAUUGAUUCAAAGCACACUUUCAAUACAUCUGAGAAUCAAAAAUCAACUAAUGAUAGCAAUCCAACAAAUAAGGGUGGUUUGAUAAGAAAUCGUAAUUUAGAAUAUGAAACCUAUUCAGAUGAUGAGCAAACUGAUGAUGAACAUCUUGAUGAAAAAAACGAAUCGGGCGAAUACGAAAAACUCAAAUGGCCAGCGGUAAGACCUCAAAGUGAAAUCGAGAGUGGGUCGGAUGAUUCACCGAAGCUCAGAACAUCUAGUCGGUCAUCAUGGGCAGAAGAAGUUGAAAAAUUCGAGUCAAUUGACAACAAGAAAAGUUGUGUGCAAGAACUAUCUACUUUUCCUGAAACUGUGGCUGAAUCGGAGGAGGUGCUUGAAAAUGAAGCUGACAAUGCUACUCCUACCUCAGACACUGAAAAAGAGUCGCAAACCCCCUCAAUCUCAGAUAAAGACGGUACUGUGAAAAAUAUUGCUCAAGUUCAAAAUGAACAUUCUGAUGAUCCUUUGGAUGCGUCUCAUGUAAAAGUAUAUAGAAAGAAUACCACAUCUUCAGAGUUUAUUAGUCCUAUGAAACAAAAGACAAAGAUAAAAAAGUCGAAGCGCGUUAACUUUCAACUUCAACGCAACAGUACGAGCACAAACAAAAAAGUAACUGAAAAUGAACAGCAUUUAAAUGAGGCUAAAGCUCCUAAAAAACACAAAAAGGUUAUUUUAAAGACAAAAGGUACUACUGAAUCAAAAAGUGAAGAAACAUCAACAUUAUCAAACGAGGCUUGUGCUUCCAAGGAAAAUAAACACGAGCCUUGCAGUAGCAAUGACGAGGCUGAGUGCUCAAAUGACAGUGGCAACGGAGCCAGUGGCAGUGAUGGAGAAUUUAUAAUUCGUAUUGGAGGAAACAACGAUGUCGAUGAUGGCACUGAGCCUGUACGACGUCAUACAAUUAACUUUCCUUCAGAAUUGGUUGGACUCUUGAUUGGUCGAAGCGGUAAAAAUGUUGACAGUAUAAUAGCUAGAACGGGAGUUCAAUUGUCAAUGAAACCGAAGGUAUUUGAUAAAGACCAUCAAUUGUGUAUCCUUAAAGGCAGCCCUCCUGCAGUUGAAAGAGCAUUAAAUAUAUUGAAAAAACGCUUCCGAGAAGUUGAUUUGUCUGAUAUUGAUCAAACUCAAGAUGGUCCAAUAUACAACUGGGGAGAUCUUCAUUUAAACUUAACUGAGGGGAAGCACGACGUAGUCGUUUCAAGUGUUUACAGUCCUUGCGAGUUAUUUAUUCAAUUAUCUAGACAUCCUAGCUAUUGCGACUUUCGCAGGCUGAUUGAAUGCAUGAAAUUUGUGUACACUGACGCAAAUACCACAAUUCCUCAAUUACCUCGUCCUGUGCGACCAAAUAUUGUGUGUGCUGCUCCUCUAAAUAAUGGAUGGUAUCGAGCCAUUGUACGAAAAUAUUAUCCCGAGGAAGAUGAGUGUGAGGUGAAGUAUGUCGACUAUGGUGGCUAUCAGAGAGUAUCGUGCUUCACUUUAAGACAAUUACGAAUCGACUUUUUGAGCCUACCUUUCCAAGCAGUCAAAUGUAGACUGGCUGGUUUAAAGAUUAACUCUGGUGCGCCAGAUGACGUUGUGCAAAGAGUAGAGUCUAUGCUACAUGCGCAAAAGAUGGUUGCCUCUGUUAGAGGUUACGCCAAUGAUGAGCCAUUGGUCGACUUAUACAUUCCUGUCGGAGAUACGGAUCUACACAUCAACACUAUAUUGGUUCAACAAGGAUUGGCUUUACAAGACCCUUGCCAAGAUUUAGAGAACAAGGUUGAGAAUACUGAUCAGGAAGAAGACAAAGCAAACGAAAAUGUAGACGAUGAAGAUGAUGAUGAAAAUGAAAAUACUGAGGAAGUUACUACUUCGAGUGAUGUGAAAGAAGAUGUCAAAGUAUGAUGUAUGUUAUUAAGAAAAAAUUUAUAUUAAAAAGGUACAUAUAUAUAUAUAUAUAUAUGAAUGUUAUAAAACUCUUUUCACCCGAGUGGUGGGCCUGUUGCAUUGAUGUGUCAUUUAUAUAAGUUUAAUCAAGUAUAUAAAUAAUAUAUACUAUUUAAUGUGCUUCAAGGUAUUAUUUAGUUGUCAAUACUUUUACGCCUGAAAUGUAAGUAAAACGUACAUUUAAGUAUUGCAUCCAUUGUGUUACAUAAAAUUUUACUUGAAUGCUAGAUAGUAAAAUUCAUUAUUCGAUUGUUUCCUAUUUGACAUUCAUUAACAUUGUAUGAUUUUUCGAGCAUAAUUUGUUUAAGAACUUUUGUAACUUUUUUUCUCCCAAUAAAAAUACUUGCACAGAAAACAAAACUUUAAUGAAAGGUCAAUAAACGAUUAAGAACUACCAAAGAUACAAAACUUGAUAAAGAUUGUAUUUCCGCCAUUCAAGUUCAAUAUUUCCAUACGCCAUCUAGUGUCUACUAGAAACUUAAAAACGAACUUCUUUCAUGUUUCGUUACAAAAGGAAAAGCGAAUAUACACAGUGUAGACUGUUACAAUUUCACUCAAGUAACGCAACACAUCGUUAUCUGACAUCAACAAUCGAAGAAUGUAUCAUUCUACACAAAGAUCAC
This is a messenger RNA of Dimorphilus gyrociliatus, 3078 nucleotides long. NCBI's taxonomy places the organism in Eukaryota, Metazoa, Annelida, Polychaeta, Dinophilidae. The record is from the annotation of a GenBank genome assembly.